AGCACGGGGACGUCAAAUUGAUUGACGUAUCCGUACCGGAGACGUUUCCGGUACGGGGACACUUCAGGGACGGCACAAGGACACUUUGGAGACCGAACAGUUAAUUAUGGAAAUUUUCAAAAUAUAUUUGCUUUGCUAUUAUCCCUUCUUAAGCUUAUUCACUUAUUUUUCUUCCAAAUAAAACAUAAAAAGUAGAAGUUUAUACUAGAUUUUGAAUUUAUAACCUACUUUCUAAUCUUUUUAGUUUAUUAGAUAAGAUUUACAGUGAUAUAUUUUUAUUUUUCAGUAUAUAAAUAUACACAUAUAUAUAUUUUUAUUGAUAUAUAUUUGCCGUACCCGUACCCCUAAUUUUUUAGUUUUGCCGUUUCCCGUCUCCGCUUCCGAACCCGUAUCUGUCCCCGUAUCCGUCCCGGUGCAUCAUAGAGACAAAGUAUUAUGUAUUAAUUGAUUGGACUGUAAAACUCUUUUUAACAAAAAUAAAACAACCAGAUAUUUUAUGAAUGGGAAAUGAUUGUCAAUUUCCGGUAAAACUUUUUUGGAUAUAUAUAGGAUAAAAUCUGUUUAGACAGAGACACAAAAGAAUACAAAGAACAUGCCUUUUUCAAAAUAAAAUAAAAUACAAAGAACAUUCAACACAUCACAUUACUGUUAUCAUCAAGUUAUCAACCGAAUAUUGACCAUUCCUUCAACAUAUUGUCCAAACAAAACAAAUAUAUAAACGAGGAGGUGAUCAAAUUAGUUAAGACUUUUAUUAGUUUAGGUUUGGAUGGCCAAGAGGCAAGGGUUAAGGCGAUCGACAGAGAUGCGGCAAUCCGAAAGUAAUAGUGUACUUAUUAGUUUAGGUUUGUGUCUUAAAAGCCUCAUUACACAUGCGACAAUUAGAUGCUUUUAUGUAACGACUUUAUGGUGUUCUUUAUUUCACUCUAAAAGUUCUUAAAAGUGACUAGUUUAUGUAACAAAUAUAUAUACCGUAUGAUCUUUUUGUAGAGAUGUCAGAAUCUAUCACGAUCAGAGACUAUUAUGAUAUGAAUAAAACUAUUUUCGCUUUUGCUUUCUCCUUAUGCCGAUUCACUCCCAGUAACACUAGAGUUACCUCCGUAGAAAGAAUGCAAUAUGGUAUAAGUGAAAAAAAAAUUAAGUGGCAUAGUCAAAGUUAUUCGAAAUAUUGUUUUACUUGUGCAAGCCAUUUAAUUUCAUGGUUUGACUAAAAAAUUCAUUUAUAGUUAUUAAUAAUUUUAAACCAUAAGAUCUAAAUUUCAAAUCUUUGGAAACUUAGAUUACUAUCAAGUAUCAACUAUAAAAAAUUAAUUGAGGGAAAGCUUACAAAAUAUUUAACCAUGGUGCAGUCAUACAUCGAUUUUCAUAAGAUGGCUGAAAAUUAUACAGUUAUAUGUAAAUUUUCAUAAAACAUGUAUAAUUAUGGGUUAACAUUUGUGUAUGUAAUGUUCUCAUGAUUUGUGAUAGUGUACUAAUCUACGUCUACAACUUCUUUAAAGUUUUGAACUUUUUGUAAUUGUGGUAAAGAACUUGCUUGUUUAAACGAUUCGAUGAUUCAAGUAUGAAAAUGUUGUUUUAUUGAUUUCAUAUUCGCUGAUUCUUGUUCCAAAAGAUGGGUUCUUUAUCAGGCUUAGAGAUUAUGGUGUUGUAUCUAAUGGUUUGUAAGGAGUUUGGAAAAUUCAAGGAGGUUAGUGAACACAUUGUAUCGAAUUGUGGUUACAUGCUGUUGAGUUUUAGUGUCUCUAUAGCUCAGUUUGGCCAAGAAGUUUAUGUAUAGUUAGCAUAGAUUAUGAGAAGAGAGCAUAUAAAAUGUUGUGCUUCGUCAGAACAGGAAGGAGAUCUCUGUUUCAGUAUACUUUGGGUUACAAGGCCAGACCUUAACUAUUAUAAACGCCAUUUCUCUCUUUUUAAAACAAAAAAGGUUCAAGUGGCUUUUUAUAUGUUUGAAAUAGCGUGGUGUUCAAGUUGACCAUUGUAUUAUAUAAGCUCAGUUACAUAAAUAACAUAUUAUAUGGAUCAUACAAAAACUUUAAAAUAUUGAACAAGCACUGAUAAAUACUUUGAAUAAAAUUAUGUUUCUAUAACUAUCCUAACCAUAAAUUUGUGAGUUUUUUUAAAGAUUCAACCUGAAAUGCCUAUACUAACGGAAAACUGUUUGGAGAUGUGUACAUUCCGUGUGUAUCUAUAUAUAGACUUAUUCUUACAGAAUAAAAAAAACUAUUAUUAGACAAGUUCAACAGAAAACUGGUGCAGAUCACGAUCACAGUUGUAACGAAUUUACUAAAACUGGCAACCACUCCUUUUCUUUAAGAACCACUCCUUCUUCCCUUCUCUUGUCCUAUUCUCUAUCAACUCAUCUUGUAACUUUUGUUCUCGUUCAUUUAUCUCUUCAAAACUUAUAAACUAAUAAUUAAUUCAGUUAAGAUGGAUCAAGCAGAGCUUUGCCGGAUAUUCCAAAUGUUCGACAAGAACGGCGACGGCAAAAUCACCAAACAAGAGCUGAAUGAUUCAUUGAAGAAUCUUGGAAUCUACAUCCCAGAGCAAGAGCUGGUGCAGAUGAUUGAGAAGAUUGAUCUCAACGGUGAUGGGUACGUGGACAGCGAGGAGUUCGGAGGGCUGUUCGAGACGAUCAUGGAGGAGAGAGACGAGGAGGAGGACAUGAGAGAGGCUUUCAAUGUGUUUGAUCAGAACAGGGACGGGUUCAUCACGGUGGAAGAGCUGAGAUCUGUGUUGGCUUCCUUGGGGCUCAAGCAAGGAAGAACGCUUGAUGAAUGCAAGAGGAUGAUUGGCAAAGUUGAUGUUGAUGGAGAUGGGAUGGUGGAUUUCAAGGAGUUUAAGAAAAUGAUGAAAGCUGGUGGAUUUGCCGCCUUGUGAUCAAAACUUGUAAAAGAAGCCCAUUUUAGGGUUAGGGUUUGUGACCCAAAAUCAUUGUUUUAUUCUUCGGAAUGAUUAGGGCAAAACCUUGAAGAGAAUUAAUAAAUGGAUUUGCAAAGAUAACGAAACUUUGUGAGCUAAUUCGUUUGAUUCUUCAUCACAAAAUAUUGUUGAUGAACUUGCUUUGAUGGGUCUCUGAAACAUAACCAUGGAUCUGAUUCUUUUAUAAUGUGUAAUAUUUGGUUGUGAAUUGUGAUGCACUUCGCUUGUUAAUUACCAGUUUUAAGCUUAUACGAUAAAGAUCAUGCCAUGCAGAAUUUGAAAUUCCUUUUGACUAUUUUUGUAAACUGACGUCUGCUCUUUAGCAUCAAAGCCCGUCUAGCUCAGUUGGUAGAGCGCAAGGCUCUUAACCUUGUGGUCGUGGGUUCGAGCCCCACGGUGGGCGUAUUUAUUUUUCAUUUUUGAAGCUUAGAUAGACAAGUACUUGACAGCCAUUCCCCUCCUCCGUAAUGUAAUGGAUUGAGAAUUAAUUACGCGACCAAGUCAGUAGAUUAAGCUCCGACAUUUCUGACCGUUUCUGUCAGAUUUGUUGCCGUCGAAAAGUUUUGACCAAAUUAUAUUUCCGUUGGAAAUCUAUCAAAUUUUCUGGCCAAAAAAAUUUCGAUCAGAAUCUCCUUAAAAAAAAACCUUUUUCUUGUAGCUAGUGAUAAACAGAACCGGUUCAGUGUACUGCAUGUUACCAACAGGUUUGUGAUGAAAGAUGGAAACACAUUAGUUUCCGGGUUGGAGCAGGAAGAAAGUUCAGAGAUGGCUUGCUUGCCCAUUGAGGCAUUGGGGCUCACAGUAGCUCCUGAAAUACUUUUAGACGCGUUAAAGAAAAUGGGUAUAGCCGAGUUCAUAGAAUACAGCACAGGUGGGAAUGGAUGAGAAGACAAGAGUAUGAUCAAUAUAACAAAUCCUAGCAGUGGCCUGAUAGAGACCUGAGAGACGGGUACUGAACUGAUAUUAUAACAGACGAUGACAAUGUAGCUAUCAGAUCAUCCAGAAAAUUAAUGGAAUUAUUGAUGGAACUUAGAGCAACUUAAAUUCACCAGAUCUUUCAGAGCACAAAAUUUGAAGCCUCAUUCAUUCAAAAAGUUUCAUAAAUCAAAUCAUAGAAAGUGACUUAUUAUUAUAUGGAACAUAAAGUCUAAGCGCUUUAUGAUUGAAGAACGUACAAAUAGAUCUUCCUUGGUUUUCCUGUUACGUGAAGUAUAUUCAUUGGCUAUAAACACUUUCCUCGAUUUCUUCGGGAUUUUGCAUUGGUUACAUAAAUAAUGUAAAGUACUAAAGAAGUGAAAGGAUCAUGUAAAAUACUACUAAAGAAGUCAUAGUUGCUAGUUGUUUUCUUAAUAAUUGCUUUCUCCUCUCCUCUGGUGUAGCUGUGAUACUGAAAGACUAUAUAAAUAUGAGUGAGGGUUAAAGGUCAACACAAUCUUCUUUGUAACACCUAUGUUACAUGGAAACGGAAACGGGUACGCGGAAGCGUAUGGAAAUGCAUAAUGAAAUUUUUAAAAAAAUUAGGAAGCGGGUACGUAUUAGAAACAUAUAUAUAUAUACAUAUAUAAUAUUUUUUUAAAAAAAUCUAAAACUAAAAAUUAUAUGGUUUAAAUUUAAAAUAAAGCAUUUAUUCAUUUACAACAAUUUUGAAAUGAUUUCAUAUUAAAACUGUGAAAAUACACAUAAAUUAAAUUUAAAAGUAAAUUAUUAUAUUAAUUACUUUUAAUACUUUAUAAUUAACUGACAUAAUAUAUUUGAAUAUAUGAUUUAUCUAUAAUAAAAAACCUCAAUGCAUAAAGAUAAUUUAUAGUAUUAAUUUUAAUAUUUGUAUAUUUAUAUUCUUUCAUUCAAUACUAUUAAAAUUUGAAUUUUAUAUAUAUUAAAAACUAUAAUUUUAUAUUUUUAUUUAUAUAAGACAUUGUGUUUUUUAAAGAACGAAAGCGUGAUUCCAAAACGGAAUCGUAAGCUUCCAACGUGUUUUUAAAGAGAAUAUUUUAGAAGCGUUUUGGAAGCGAGAUUCCGUAAGCUUCCACAAGGUUUCGAUGCAUCCGUGCAACGUAGUUACAACAUUGAGUACGUACGUAAAUAAUGUGUAUGCAUCAGUUACAAAUUUAUUUUUUUGUUAAAAAUUACAACAAAGUGCAC
Brassica rapa (field mustard) is the source of this 5055-nucleotide messenger RNA. Its product is annotated as calmodulin-like protein 3. Lineage: Eukaryota; Viridiplantae; Streptophyta; Magnoliopsida; Brassicales; Brassicaceae. The record is from RefSeq and is a predicted model, not a curated record. Gene Ontology annotation, molecular function: calcium ion binding.